GGAUAUAAUUGACACUGAUAAGAGCUGAUACAAAGAGGACCAUACCUGCUCGACACCUGCGCUUCUCGUUGACCCCGCCUCGCUGUAUAAGGCGUCCCUUGAGCCACUGCAAGCUCGAUCGCAGCAAGUAAACUCAGGAAUGUAUGGUUAUCCCCCGCCCGCUUACGGCGCGCCACCAGCGGGAUAUGGAGCGCCCGCGGCGCCAUCGCCAUACGGUGCAGCACCUCCAUAUGGAGCCCCUCCGGCGCCUGCGUAUGGAGCCUACGGAGCGCCCCAGCCGGCCUAUGGCGCGCCACCGGCCCCGGCAUAUGGAGGAUAUGGAGCGCCCCCGGCUCCAGCCUAUGGGGCACAGCCUGCUUAUGGGACACCAUAUGGAGCUCCCCAAGCCACUUCAGCCUAUGGCGCACCGCCGCCUGCCGCAACCCCGGCUCCAGCCCCCGCGGCCUCAGCUUCCUCCAGCGCCUACCCCUCUCUGGCCGCCCCGCCCCCGCCCGAGACGGUGACCGCCAGCAACUCCGCCGGGGCACCCAGCUCAGCCCCAGCAUCCCGACCCACCUCCGCCUAUCCCACUGUUGGCGCUUCCGCGACACCUGCCUUCGGCACGCCGAACGCGCCCGCGCCUGCGCCCGCUGCAUCACCCUACGGCGGAGGCUACCCGCCCCCGCCCGCACCUGCAGGCCAGGCACAACCGUCGGCAUACACGUACGGCCAGCCGUCCGCGAACCCGCAGCAGCGUCCCGCCACGGCGCCGGCCCCGGCCUACAUGCCGCCGACCACCUACGCGCCGGCGCCCACAAACGGUGGGCGGAGGCGGCGCGCGCUGCUGGUGGGAUGCGGCUACCCCGGCACCCGUGAGGCGCUGAACGGCUGCCUGAACGAUGUGAACUGCAUUAAGUUCUGCCUGAUGAACCGCUUCGGCUUCACGGAGCAGCAGAUCCUAAUACUGCGUGACGACACGCGCCAGCCCGACUUCAUUAGCACCAAGGCCAACAUCUUCCGGGGCAUCCAGUGGCUGAUGACGGACCAGCAGCCCGGUGACUCGCUGUUCUUCCACUUCUCGGGCCACGGCUCGCAGCAGUACGACCGCAACGGCGACGAGGAGGACGGCUACGACGAGACCAUCUGCCCCACCGACUUCCGGCGCGCGGGCCAGAUUGUGGAUGACGAGCUGAACCGCAUGAUGGUCCAGCCGCUCAUGCCCAACGUGACGCUUCACGCGGUAAUUGACGCGUGCCACUCCGGCACGGCGCUGGACCUUCCCUACCGCGCAAAGGUCGACCACAGCGGCCGCUGGUACUGGAAGGGCCGGGCGCGCUACGACAAGUGCACGCGCGGAGGCACGGCGUUUCAGUUUGGCGCUUGCAAGGACAGCCAAGUGGCGGCGGACACCAAUAAGCUGUCCGGCAAGGCGUACACGGGCGCCGCCACCUUCAGCUUCAUCGAGGCCAUUGAGAAGUAUGGCGUGCAGCAGACAUACGGCGUGCUACUGGGGCACAUGAUGCAGACGCUGCGCGCCAUGAACGGCGGCAUGGUGUCCAGCGGCGCCACCGGCAUUCUGGCCAGCCUGUUGCUGGGCAGCAGCAUCAGCAGCGGCCAGGAGCCGGUGCUCAGCUGCGACAAGCAGGUCGACCUCUAUGCCAGCCGCCUUAACAUCUAAAUUAAUAUUGGCUGAAGCCGUGCCGCGUCUGCGAAAGGCCGUCGGAGUACUCCGUGAGCCAGGAUGGGCGAUGCAGGCUAUGGACGGAUGGAACUGAACACAGUCAUUUGUGUGACAUUGAAUACGCAUUGUGAGCACCGGAGACUGCUUACCUCCUUGGUUCUUAGGUCAAUGUGAUGGCGUCGAGGACAGUAGGCUAUCUGGUUUGGGUCGGAUGAAGCGUACAGACAGGAACAUCAUCACGUCAGCCAUUGUCGUCGGCUCGCCGCCACCGCAGGGACCCCUUGCGUGGGAGUGACCGCGAUGGGCACUUCACACCAGCAACUGCUGAGCCCAAAGGAUUUCGGUAGACUAAUAUGCAUUGUAUUUACGGUGCUCAAGAAACUCGCCUGGGGUUUCGGGUCAUCGGACGGCGGAGAGUGGAGACGCAGUCAUGGGCGUGUUGAUAAUCGCAGGCAGGAGUUCAGGACUUUGCUGUGGCAGGCUUUUCAAAAGUGUCAAUUGCACCGUUAUGCGAGGGUGCUCGCGCCAGUCGUGUUUACCUGUUAGGCAUUUAGAGGCUGGUAAUCUGGGGUCGUGUGUCGGGGCCUCUCUUAUAUGUUAGCGGGCUGCGGCGGCCGUACGUUGGGCCCCAACGGAAGCAGCAACGGCCCCUGGUGAUGUGUACCGUCCGCCUGCCGCUAAAGUCCUCAGAAUAUGUACUCGGGGUGAACAGGAAUGUAAUGCUGAUGCGCAAGCUGUUUGCCUAGAUGAGGGGAUAUCGCGUGCGGCGCCGCGCUGGAAUAGGAUACUGGGUUGCGUCACGUGCGUGUAUCGCCGGCCUACACCACGCGGUAACCCCAACCCAAGGCGGGGCCUGCUGACCCCAGGGCCCCAGCCCUGGCCCCCCGUCAUCCCCGGGUCGGGCCCUGUACGUUAUUUGAAGGCACGAGUACACCAGCUCUAUCAUGAG
Molecule: messenger RNA, 2609 nt
Organism: Chlamydomonas reinhardtii
Lineage: Eukaryota; Viridiplantae; Chlorophyta; Chlorophyceae; Chlamydomonadales; Chlamydomonadaceae
Exons: 8
Coding region: 140-1657 (505 amino acids)
Biological process (GO): proteolysis
Molecular function (GO): cysteine-type endopeptidase activity
Source: RefSeq, a predicted model, not a curated record